Molecule: messenger RNA, 1014 nt
Organism: Thlaspi arvense
Lineage: Eukaryota; Viridiplantae; Streptophyta; Magnoliopsida; Brassicales; Brassicaceae
Source: the annotation of a GenBank genome assembly
AUGGAAAGGCAGAAAGCUGUUUUGCAAGAAUUGAUGGCUGUUGUGAAAGAUAUGUUGCGUAACACAGAGGUCGCAAUUCGUUCUUUUAUGAUGUUGAGGCCAAGAUUUAUUCAUCCUAAUACUGGUGCUUCUUCAAGUGCCACUGCCACAUCACAGGCUUCAGGGGCAACUGUGGCUCCAAGUGCAGGCAAUCAGUCAGCAGCUACAUCUGCAGUGCCAGUUUUUGACUUUUAUAGUGGGAUUGCAAGGAAACCAUCUCCUUUUAUGCAGCAAACGGUUUCUAGAUUUGAGAAAUAUCUUGGUGAGUGCCGCCAGUGGAUUGAAGAGUUAGAGCAGUUACUUCUUGCAGAUUCUGACAGGAAUUAUUUGAACUCUAGUGCCUCAUUAUUACAAUCUCUUCCCAAAGUCAUGGCAAAUGUACAUGAUUUCUUUGUUCACGUGGCUGCAAAGGUGGAGAGCAUUCAUCAGUACAUGGAAUCCAUGAAAACAGCAUACCUUGCUGAUCAGUGCCGCCGGGGGGAUGUGAAUGAUCCCUUUCUAGAGGCUGAUCGACGAGAAACAGCCAAACAAGAAGCUGCUGCUCGAAGGGUACAUCCAACUUUGCAUUUGUCUGCAGUUCCACAGCCAUCAACUCAAGUUGCAGGGUUGUUUGCUAGCUCAGCAGCUGCAGGUGCAACAUCUGCGCCACACACUUCUGCAACAGUUGCUUCAGCUUCAUCAGGGAGUGGGUCUUUGCUUUUUGGUGCUCCAUCUGCUGCUGCAUCAUCAUCUUCUCUGUUCUCCACUCCAAGUACUUCUGCUUCAACAUCAUCCCUUUUUGGAGCAUCUGGUGCUUCACCACAGACACCACUUUUUGGCUCAACUCCAUCCUUUGGCGGCACUGGUGCAUUGUUCGGUUCAACCCCUGCUUCUGGGGUUUCUAACUUCACAACUCCAUUUGCUUCAGGAGAAAUCUAUGCUGAAAGCCAGGAAAACAAACUCCAAAAAUUUGAAUUGCUGUGUUUCUUUUUGUAG